Messenger RNA from Papaver somniferum (opium poppy), 1650 nucleotides. RefSeq lists its product as uncharacterized. Bases 972 to 1397 code for a protein of 141 amino acids. The transcript has 2 exons. The record is from RefSeq and is a predicted model, not a curated record. NCBI's taxonomy places the organism in Eukaryota, Viridiplantae, Streptophyta, Magnoliopsida, Ranunculales, Papaveraceae.
CCUAAUUAUUUAUUGAUAUCUGUCUGGUCUUCAUCUCGAAAAGAAGGGAACAACAAAACCCCAAUUUCAGAACGAAUAAACCCUAGUUUACUGGAAAUUCCAAGCUGAAGAAGAAAGAGAAAUGAUGCCGUCAAGUCUACCGGAAGAGAUCUAUCUCGACAUUCUGUUGAGGAUACCGGUGAAAUCAACUUUUGCUUGUAGGUGUGUUUGUAAGUCUUGGCUUCAACUCAUUUCUGAUCCUGAUUUUGCUAAAGAAACACCUUAAGCUUUCGGUACAAAGAAACAAACCUAAUCUCAUGCUAAUAGCGCAAGAUUAUCAGAUUCAGAAUGAUAACAAUACCGUAUUCCGUUCCGUAAGUGAUAUUUCAUUAUUGUAUGCUAGGAAUUUCUAUAAUUCGGUAAAAAUGGAUUAUCCAUUUAAUUCCAUAGAGUGUUAUUUAUCGGUUGAAAUAGUGGGUUCUUGUGAUGGUUUUCUCUGCCUAUUGUUCAGAUUGGGUCAUGAUGCGAGAAGGACUAUCUUAUGUCUUUGGAAUCCAGCUACCAAAGAGUAUAAACAAAUACCCAAAUCACCAUAUGAUGAUGAUAAUGAUAAGAGUGUAACUAAAAUCAGCAUGGUUGCAUUUAGGUAUGAUGCUAAGAGUGACGAUUACAAGUUAUUGACUCGUUAUCGUAAGAUAGUCCAAGUCUAUUCGUUGCGACUAAAUUCGUGGAGAACAAUAGGAGAUGUGAACUUUUAUACUACUCUAAAACUUGGGGUGUUUGUUAAUGGAGAGCUUCAUUGGUUGGCUAAAGUGCUGCGAGGCUCUUCAGAAAUUGUAGUCUCUUUAGAUAUAAGUGAGGAGACGUUCAAAGAAAUACAACUACCCACAGAACCUUUGGUGAAUAAGCACAAGUUUACAACACUAGGGGUGUAGGAAGGGUGCCUAUGCAUCCUUGUUCGUAUUACUUAUGUUCGUGCUGAAUUAUGGGUGAUGGAGAAUCAUGGAGUUCAAGAUUCUUGGACUGAACGCUAUGUUAUUAACAAUGGGUUGAUUGCGGAUUUUUCAGUGAGGCUUGUGUGGUGUUUUAAGAGUGGGGAGAUUCUAUUCUGCGAUGAUUGGUCUGGUGCUCUAGUUUUAUAUGACCCUAAAGAUGGAAGUGUUAGAAAACGACACACUCGGAAGUUAGACUUCAGCUCCAGCGAAGCGUUUUAUUUCGAAAGCUUAGUUCACCUGAACUCAAAUACUUAUGCAGGAAGAAGGAGAAGAGGAAUCAGUAGAAACAUGAACAAUAAUAGAACAAGACUACCACCAAGGAUUCCUCUAGCACCAAGGCCACCAUUUAGGGUCGGUGGUGGAUCUACUUCUUCAAAGGCAGCACCCUGUAAGUCUAGUGGUACGCGUCCGAGUCAGAAAUAAUUAGGUUAAAUCUAGAUGCAACUAUCAUUUUGGGAUAAUAUGCGAUUUUAUGCAUCUAUAACAAUACAUCAUCCUGGAUAGAAUUUGUGUAACUUUUUGGUUAUUGAUUAUGCACUUUUUCUUAAGUCAUCCAAUCAUUUGAAGUUCUCUAACAAUAGUAAUUUUAAUGCUUGCAAUAGCAAUCUCUCCAUGUAUAGUCAUUAUGUACACUCUUACAAAUCUCACAGAGUUGCAUUGAAUCUCUGAUCUUUAA